This is a messenger RNA of Girardinichthys multiradiatus, 992 nucleotides long. It is a transcript of the gene myf6, whose product is annotated as myogenic factor 6. The record is from RefSeq and is a predicted model, not a curated record. Gene Ontology annotation, biological process: positive regulation of myoblast differentiation; muscle organ development; regulation of transcription by RNA polymerase II. Gene Ontology annotation, molecular function: DNA-binding transcription factor activity, RNA polymerase II-specific; RNA polymerase II cis-regulatory region sequence-specific DNA binding; protein dimerization activity. NCBI's taxonomy places the organism in Eukaryota, Metazoa, Chordata, Actinopteri, Cyprinodontiformes, Goodeidae. The coding region runs from base 37 to 741 and encodes 234 amino acids. The transcript has 3 exons.
GUUCCACUGUCAAAACAGAGAGACGGACGCAACAAUAUGAUGGACCUUUUUGAGACCAGCACUUAUCUGUUCAGUGAUUUGCGUUAUUUGGAGGAAGGGGACCAUGGACCACUACAACACAUGGACAUUGCAGGGGUCUCUCCUCUGUACUCUAACAGCAAUGACAGCCCGUUGUCCCCAGGCCAGGAUAAUGUCCCGUCGGAGACAGGGGGCGAAAGCAGCGGAGAGGAGCACGUGUUCGCUCCCCCAGGUCUCCAGGCGCACUGCGAGGGCCAGUGCCUCAUGUGGGCCUGCAAGAUCUGCAAGAGAAAGUCAGCACCAACAGACAGACGUAAGGCAGCCACGCUCCGGGAGAGGAGAAGGCUGAAGAAGAUCAACGAAGCGUUUGAGGCGCUGAAAAAGAAGACUGUGGCCAAUCCCAACCAGAGAUUACCCAAGGUGGAAAUUUUACGCAGCGCCAUCAGCUACAUCGAGAGGCUACAGGACCUGCUGCAAACUCUGGAUGAGCAGGAGAAAAUUCAAAAAGGAACUUCCACUCAGCUUGCGAGCGAUGAGCAUCAAUGGAAGAAAUCCUCUGAGACCUGGCGGACCUCUACUGAUCAUUCCAAUGCAGCAAUGAACCAGAGAGAAGGGACCAGUGAGUCCUCUGCAUCCUCCAGUCUCCUGCGUCUGUCCUCAAUUGUGGACAGCAUCACAAAUGAUGAGAAACUGAACUUCUCUGUGGAACCCUCAGGAAACUAAAAUAGUCUGAAGUGUUUUGUUGUUUUAUUAUUUAAAAUUUCCAGUAUUUUGCUCAAAUUAUUCUUUGUGUAAUGCAUAAUUUUAGUUUGCCCUUGCUUGUAACAGGAAAAAAAUUGUACAUAUUUUAUAUUAAUGUGGUUUAUAAAUGUAUUUAUUUUGUUUUCAAAGCCUACCAGACUGUGGAAGAACCUUUCUUUUUGAAAAUUUGUACACGUAGCUCACCAGCAAGUAAAACAUUUACUAUGUUGUAA